Pecten maximus is the source of this 3793-nucleotide messenger RNA. RefSeq names its product rho GTPase-activating protein 19-like. Gene Ontology annotation, cellular component: cytoplasm. Gene Ontology annotation, biological process: regulation of small GTPase mediated signal transduction; signal transduction. The coding region runs from base 342 to 2294 and encodes 650 amino acids. The record is from RefSeq and is a predicted model, not a curated record. Lineage: Eukaryota; Metazoa; Mollusca; Bivalvia; Pectinida; Pectinidae. Gene Ontology annotation, molecular function: GTPase activator activity. The transcript has 9 exons.
UUUACCCACUAGCUUUUGUUGGGGUAUCAAGAUUUUAUAAAAACCUGUUGGCUUUUGGAAGUAUCAUCAGUAUGCUAAAAGUUUCCAGUUGAUACAGGAGUGGACGGUCAGUAUUUGUAAGGUGACCUUCAGCUGGACAGGUGUUCCUUAGUGGGUUUACUAACCAGACACUUCCUGAGCUUGUUUAGUCAGCUGAAAACUCACAGUUGACAUUUUGUUGAGACAGUGUGGUGUUUUCCUUUACAAGUCAAAGUCCGAGGUACUGCCAACAGUUGGAUAUAUUCAUCUGAAUGGAAAUUAUCUGAACAUUUUGGAUUUACAAUUUGAUAUACUUGGAUGUUAUGAUGGAAACUAAUAAGAAGAAAGUGUUGAUGGUUUUGCCACAAAGCAGAACAAAACCAAAUUUGCAUCAUAUGCCCUCAUUUUCGAACAUUUUCUCCCCAUACUCGGAUGUUAUGUCUCCGUGCGCUGGAUACCAUACUCCGGUGUUUCCACAAACGCCAACAAGAAGCAUCCUGUCCUAUGACAUGUCUACUCCAAUUGUGCGCCGUCGUCAGUCCGAGGCUGAGAAGAAUGUUAACCGUCUCCGGAACUGUAUGCCAGAAAAGUUCUCUACCCUAGUCAAGAUGCAUUUAUCAUUUCUACUUGAUCUGGAUGGCACAAAACUUGAAGAAAUGUUCCUUGACACAGCUGAUAAACACGAGAUCUCCAAACGAAAACCGUCCACACCAUUCUCAAAGAAAAAAGAAAAACAUCAACCCCAACCAAAUUUGUUUGGUGCUGCACUAACCCAGGACAACGUAUCACAGAUUUACCAGCUCAUUGACUUCCUAGGCAGACCAGACAAUAUCAGAACAGAAGGUCUGUUCAGGAAGACAGGAAAUUUUGCACGUCAGAGAUUGUUGAAGGAGUGGCUUAUAAAUGGAACUGAUCUUGGUCUUGAUCAUGGAACAUUCUCACCACACGACUGUGCCACCGUUCUGAAGAAUUUCCUUGGGGAACUGCCUGAGCCCCUACUAACAGAAAAACACUACCAGGCACAUCUCCAAGUGACCAAUAUGGGUAAGUCACCAGUGCUAGAGAAAGAGAAGUUGCGUGCACGAAGUAAACAGAUCAAGACACUACAGCUGCUGUUCCUUCUACUCCCCCGUAACAAUGUGCUGCUCCUCGAGUGUCUCAUCGACCUCUUACAUCGUGUAACCAAAGUGUCAGAGAACAUGAUGACCGCAUCAUCUCUUGGCACUGUGUUUGCUCCCCAUCUCCUCUGUCCACGAAAGUUGUCCCCAGAGGAACUUCAGAUUAUCUCCCCUGUCAUCACACAAGCUGCUUCCUUCAUGAUUGAGAGUGGAACACAGAUAUUCAAGGUUCCAAGGGAGCUAGCCGCCGACAUUGCCAACUUCUGGCGGGAGAUGGAGGAUCCUAACAAGCUCAUCUUUGACCCAGUGGAAGAACAGGAAAACACACACAGCAACCUCCCCAGUGCUAAGAAAAAGUACGGCAGCACUCAGGCAAUUAACACCGUCAUUGCCUUCGCCGACAGGAAGUCAUCCAGUGACUCAGACAGCAAUCAAGAUACACAGGUGGCGCUAGCGCAGCUUUAUGCACAUGUACAGAGCAUGCCUGAUUCCUCUAAGAAGAAGAAACUUUUAAAGCAGUUUAAUCGUGCUUCACAAAUUCAACACCCAACCAACACACCGUCCGCCACCAAGUCAAAACACACAAGGAGUCGUACAUUUGGAUCACAGAUCAAGAAACACUUCCCAAGUUUCAACAAACAUAAGCGACAGGGUUCGAGUGAAACAUCGACCUUGACCUCCGAACUUCCAUGGUCCAUGACCUCUACCAUCAACAUAGACACAAUGGAUGACAGUGUAUUUGGCACGCCUGGUCCGAAAACGAGAAAAUCGUUCAAUAAUGGAAGUCCUGCUGUCCAUAUAGUCGAUAUGCAGAAAUCUCCCGAAACACGUCGCAAACCAAGAAAGAGGUUGAGUAGCGAGGGAAGUGAUGGAAGUAUCCCCGAUAAAAGGCCGACCCCUGACAUGCUACCGUCUACAGAAAAUGAGAUUGAUUAUAUUGUGAAAAAACAUCCGGAGAGACGGUUGUGUCCCUGCACCACCCCCGAUCGUGUUGGCAAACCUAUAGCUAUGGUUUCUCCCAUCACACACUCGCCAAUAUCACAGUCUGUCAGAAACGUACCUCCUCUUAUGCAGAAAAAUGUCAUGACUCCACGAUCACGAGCGCCUUUGUUAUUGUUACAGUCUCCCAAUCUGACAUCGCGGGAAAGCCUGUUGUGAGGAACAACCUUUCUUCCCUAUAAUUCAUCUCUGGACUGAGAUUUCUUUUUAUUUGGACUGGUCUAUUGUUGCCUAUAGGGAUAACAUUAUUCCGCAUCAGUGCUAUGAUAGGGUUCAAAUGCCUCAAUCCAGUCAAGGGAGGCAACUGGAGACAAGAAAUGCAAUAGUGCUGUUAUGGUUGAAGUGCUGUUAAAUGAUAUUAUGUAAUUAUGUCUGAAUAUGAUUUGUAAAUUGAGUUGUACAGAAGAAUUUGUUGCUUUAGUCAGUAGAUACAUACUGUAUAGAUUACGACGCCUAGCGUAUAAAUGUGUCCUAAAGAAAGAGAUAUAAAGCUAUAUAUAGAUUUGUAUAUGUUGCUGGCUAAUUACCACAGCAGAUAUUUCCAAUACAAUGUGUGAAAAGAUAUGAAUAGGAAAAAUCACCAGUGAGACUUAAGGAAAAUAAAGAGAUAUAUUUCAAAUAGAGCUUAAACUGUAAAAGUUUCAUUGUAAUGGAAAUAUUUAGUGUGAAAAUUGGUCCUUUUUGUUGUGAAUUGCUUCAUGUGAUACAUAGAUUUUUAUUUUCUAAAACUGAAGGAGAUUGACGUAAAUUAUUUUGUUUCUGAAAAGACAAGAUUCAUCAAAAUGUAUUUCUUGUUCAUCAGAGACACAUACUGAUUUUUUUCUCACUGUUGGAAAACUUUAUUUUGUUUCAUCAGAUGUGGUGUUCAUGAAUUAAGACCUGUAGAUAGAAUUGAAUAUGGUUUAAUUUCAGGUAUUGAUAACAUUGAUUGUAUACAGUGAACACAAUGUUGUUGUUUAGUGCUGUUUAACAGUUUGAGAGUUGUUGACUGUUGAUGAAGAAUUUUGUCAGUUUGUCUGGCUAUCAAUUAUUGUAUAUUACUACAACCUACACACCAGACUGCACUUUUGCAGACAACUCCAAUAAUUCAAUGCUAAUUGUCACAUGAUACAAAGAACAUACCGUAUUAGUUACUAUGUUUAUAUCCUAAAAUUUGAUUUCUCUACCUACUUAGGUAUUUCUUAAUUCAAAGAUAUUUAAUAUUAAGAUGAUAUAAUAUUUAUGAUUAGUCAAAUGUUAAAGUAAAAAUUGUAAAGCAUACUAUUAAAUUAUUAAUUUAAUCUGGAAAGAAUAUUUAAUUUUGAAGUUAGGGUCACAAUGCUUAUACAUGUAAUCAUAUUGGGUCACAAUGCUUAUACAUAUAAUCAUAUUGCAUGAAUAUAUAAUCACAAUUAACCAUAUUAUUUAUGUUCAAUGUAAAGCAUAUUAUACUUUUAAACAAUUUAAGAUUUUAUUUGAUAAAGAUAAAACAAAAAAGGUAAUUUUGAAUAUUGUACUUCGUGACUUACCCAAACCCACCGAUUCUAGUAAAUAAUAAUAAAAAAAAAAUGGCCAUCUUAACAUCAAGUUUUCUGAGAUUUGGUAAUUUCUCCAAUUAUUUUUCACACUGGUGCCAUAUGAACACAGAUGACUUGACAGUAAGAAUACUUAAUAAAAAA